Lasiosphaeria miniovina is the source of this 1035-nucleotide messenger RNA. Its product is annotated as domain found in IF2B/IF5-domain-containing protein. Gene Ontology annotation, biological process: translational initiation; formation of cytoplasmic translation initiation complex; formation of translation preinitiation complex. Gene Ontology annotation, cellular component: eukaryotic translation initiation factor 2 complex. Bases 1 to 1035 code for a protein of 344 amino acids. The record is from RefSeq and is a predicted model, not a curated record. Gene Ontology annotation, molecular function: translation initiation factor binding; translation initiation factor activity; mRNA binding. NCBI's taxonomy places the organism in Eukaryota, Fungi, Ascomycota, Sordariomycetes, Sordariales, Lasiosphaeriaceae. The transcript has 4 exons.
AUGGAUGCUGAAGCACCCGCAAUCCAGAGACGGGUCUCGCGCAAAUCGGUCGCAUUUACCGACGAGAAGCUUGUGGUGGACGCCGACGGCAACGUGACGAUGGUUCCCUCUCCCAACGACGACUCUAAGGACACAGCGAUGUCGCACACUCCUCGUACGCCGCCUCUUUCCGCCGCGCUCGGCGCCUUUACUGAUGCUUCUCAAGCACCGGUGGCCGACUCGGCCGACGGCGCCACUGCCCCGGUUGACGGCAGCCUCGACUUGACGCUCAAGAAAAAGAAGAAGAAGGUGGUCAAGAAGGACGACGAGGCCGAGGAGGGCGACGAGGCCGCAGCACCGGCGGGCGGUGAGGAUGCGAUCGACCUCUCGAUGAAGAAGAAGAAGAAGAAGAAGGUGACCAAGGAGGACGACGAGUUCGCUAAGAAGCUCGAGGCGCUGAACCUCGAGGGCAAGGAGGGCGAGGAGGCGCCGGCGGCCAUCUCGGCCGAAGACGGGGCGCAGGAGGGCGACAUGGAGAAGGGCACGGGCAUCUGGGCGCACGACGAGUCCAAGUCGAUCAACUACGUGCCGCUGCUGUCGCGCUUCUUUGUGCUGCUGACGCAAAAGAACCCCGACCACGCGUCGAGCGGAACGCGGUCGUACAAGAUUCCGCCACCGCAGUGCCUGCGCGAAGGCAACAAGAAGACCAUCUUUGCCAACAUUGCCGAGAUCUGCAAGCGCAUGAAGCGGUCCGACGAGCACGUCACAGCAUACCUGUUCGCCGAGUUGGGCACUAGCGGCAGCGUGGACGGUGCCAGACGGCUGGUGAUCAAGGGCCGCUUCCAGCAGAAGCAGAUUGAGAACGUCUUGCGCACGUACAUUAUAGAAUACGUGACGUGCAAGACGUGCCGCUCUCCCAACACGGACCUCUCCAAGGGUGAAAACCGUCUAUACUUCAUUACAUGCAACUCUUGCGGAUCUCGCCGUUCGGUACAGGCCAUCAAGACGGGUUUCUCGGCCCAGGUCGGCAAGAGAAGAAAGAUGCAGCAGGGUUAA